AUUUGGUGACCAUUUGCAUGAAGUAGCUUACUGUGAGACUUAUACUUCACCAUGCUUCAUCUAGUGACUGUCGUCCUGCUGGUCCUCUCCGUACACUCAGGGGAGAGCCUGAAAUGCUACGUGUGUUCUUCAAGAAUGGACCCGAACUGUAAGGAUCCAUUUAACAAGGAUUACAACAUACAUCAACUGGAAGACUGUACACACGAGUCCAUGCAGAACAUCAGAGAGAAGAUUCCCGGUCUGUACUACAGCGCCUACCACGGUGUUCAGCCCAGCGACUUCGUCUGCAUGAAGGCUGUCACUAAACGAGACGACGGUGAUGAGGUUGUCCGAAGCUGCACUAUACCCCGUGCGGACACGUUCGACGUCUGCGCCCAGCUCAAGUCUAAGGACACUUUCUGCAGGACCUGUCUCGGGGAUGCGUGCAACUCUGCGGUCGUCCUGUCGAGGUCUCUAAUCAUCACCUUCCUGCCUGUGUGUGUGGGAGUCCUGGGGUUCCUCAAACAAUAGAGUGACGUCAUCCAGAGAUUGUGGAAACAGAGACUGCUUUGACAAGAAAAACUUUGUUUCAAAUUGUGUUAUAGAUUCGUUAUAAUUUAUCUUUGCAGCCCUUACGACCUGAACUACUCUCACAUAUACCCAGGAUGUAGAUUCAUACCCAAAUGUGUAACUUUUCACAAGAAAUACAAUACAUCGUUUGGUUCGUCCCCGAUUUAUUUCGAUGUAGUUUUGAAUUAGUAAGCUUAUGUAUACUGAUUGUUAUAUACGACAAUUAAUUUCUGUGUCCUGCACUGUAUACCCAGAAUGCAACCUCAUACCUAAAUAUUCAAUCUAUGCCAAUCUUUGCACAGAGAAUAUAACACUUAAACAAAUCGCCAUCUAACUCAUCAACCUUAUUUAAUUCAUGUCAAUGUAGUAAUAUAAUUAAUUACUAAGCAUUUGUACACUCGUUUUCGUAAUUUAUCUAAUACUAAACUGUAGGUAAACUAUGUAAAUUGUUCUAGCUUGUAAUAACUGUUUAGUGUACGAAUUAACAAUUAAGUAACCUUGUUACAAAUGUAGGUUAAGUAGUAAUUUACUAAUACUGCAUAAGGUUCAUUUAAAAUAACUUAGUAGUGCGUAAAAAUACUAAUAACGCUGUUUUGUAUAGUGUAGACCAUGUAUUAAUAAAAAUAACUCUAAAAAGAUAUCUGCAAUCAUUCUAAGAACGACGUUGUUUGCCAAGUUUAUGCUUAAGAGAAGCUGUUCCAACUAAAAUAAAAAAAAACAUUGUAAAUAAACCUAAUUGAAAAAGAUAAAUUAUUUUACUUAUACCAUUGACUCAU
This is a messenger RNA of Macrosteles quadrilineatus (aster leafhopper), 1325 nucleotides long. RefSeq lists its product as uncharacterized. Gene Ontology annotation, biological process: sleep; regulation of synaptic transmission, cholinergic; positive regulation of voltage-gated potassium channel activity. The record is from RefSeq and is a predicted model, not a curated record. The transcript is spliced from 3 exons. Bases 52 to 510 code for a protein of 152 amino acids. Lineage: Eukaryota; Metazoa; Arthropoda; Insecta; Hemiptera; Cicadellidae.